Molecule: messenger RNA, 2546 nt
Organism: Scleropages formosus (Asian bonytongue)
Lineage: Eukaryota; Metazoa; Chordata; Actinopteri; Osteoglossiformes; Osteoglossidae
Product: 60 kDa heat shock protein, mitochondrial-like
Exons: 11
Coding region: 278-2071 (597 amino acids)
Biological process (GO): protein refolding
Molecular function (GO): ATP binding; ATP-dependent protein folding chaperone
Source: RefSeq, a predicted model, not a curated record
GUCACUGUAGUUUUCAUCCUGAGAUUGCAUCAGCACUAGGCAACACACACCUUUCUCCUUUAAUGUGAGAGAGGGUGCUGGAAAUCCACGCCCCAGAAUGAGCAUUAUUUUUUAAGGCUUUUUGGAGUGAAACUUUAGAAGUUUAGUUUAAAUCACAUAACUACAUUCAUCAUGAUGCCUACACCGAAUACCAGCAAACAAGCUGCAUAAUGUAGCCCACACACGCGGACACGCAAAUAUUAAUGAGAUUUCCGUAUACAAGGUUUUGGGGAUAUACAUGUUCCGGGGCCCGUGGACAAGUACCCGCAUAAACGAUACCGCGUGCGCCGUGGUGCCCGCCACGUGGUUGAGCCACCGCCUACUGAAGAUGCUGCUCUUACCUAUUGCCUUGAGUCGGCUGCGGCCCAUUUGCAGGGCCCUUUCCCCACGCCUCGCUCGCACGUAUGCAAAAGAUGUCAAGUUUGGACCAGAUGCCCGUGCCCUCAUGUUGCAGGGAGUGGAUCUGCUCGCUGAUGCGGUUGCAGUGACCAUGGGACCCAAGGGGCGCACAGUCGUCAUUGAGCAGAGUUGGGGCAGCCCCAAGGUUACGAAGGAUGGUGUGACAGUGGCCAAAAGCAUUGAGCUGAAGGACAGGUGCAAGAACAUCGGAGCCCGACUCGUGCAGGAUGUGGCCAACAACACUAACGAGGAAGCCGGAGAUGGAACCACGGCUGCUACCGUGCUAGCACGCGCUAUCGCCAAGGAGGGAUUUGAAGUUAUCAGCAAGGGCGCCAACCCCAUAGAGAUCCGUCGUGGUGUCAUAAUGGCUGUAGACAGAGUCAUCAGUGAACUUAAGAAGCUGUCUAAGCCUGUUACUACACCUGAAGAGAUAGCACAGGUAGCAACAAUUUCUGCAAAUGGAGAUGGCGAGAUUGGUGCCAUUAUUUCAAAUGCCAUGAAGAAAGUGGGCCGCAGGGGGGUUAUCACCGUCAAGGAUGGAAAAACUUUGCAUGAUGAGCUGGAGGUUAUUGAGGGGAUGAAAUUUGACCGUGGCUACAUCUCCCCAUACUUCAUCAACACCUCCAAAGGUCAGAAGUGUGAGUUCCAGGAUGCCUACCUCCUCUUGAGUGAGAAGAAGAUCUCUAGUGUUCAGAGCAUUGUCCCAGCUCUGGAGCUUGCCAACCAGCAUUGCAAGCCCCUGGUCAUAGUGGCUGAGGAUGUUGAUGGCGAGGCCUUAAGCGCCCUUGUCCUGAACAGGUUGAAAGUUGGUCUGCAGGUUGUAGCUGUGAAAGCUCCAGGAUUUGGGGACAACAGGAAGAACCAGCUGCAGGACAUGGCUGUUGCUACUGGGGGCAUUGUGUUUGGUGAUGAAGCGAUGGGUCUGGCCCUGGAGGACAUCCAGGCGCAUGACUUUGGUAAAGUGGGCGAAGUGGUCGUGACAAAGGAUGACACCUUGCUUCUGAAGGGGCGUGGUGACCCAGCCACCAUUGAGAAGCAGGUGGCAGCAAUUGCUGAACAGCUGGAGACCACCAACAGUGACUAUGAGAAAGAGAAGCUGAAUGAGCGCCUGGCCAAGCUGUCAGAUGGUGUGGCUGUGCUCAAGGUUGGAGGCGCUAGUGAGGUGGAGGUGAAUGAAAAGAAGGACCGUGUGACAGAUGCUCUGAAUGCCACACGGGCCGCGGUGGAGGAAGGCAUUGUCCCUGGGGGUGGCUGUGCCCUCUUGCGUUGCAUUCCUGCUCUUGAUGCCAUUAAGCCGGCCAACUCUGACCAAAAGAUUGGUGUGGACAUCAUCCGUAGGGCCCUGCGCAUCCCUGCCAUGACAAUUGCCAGGAAUGCAGGGGUGGAGGGUUCGCUGGUAGUGGAGAAGAUCUUACAGAGUGGGCCAGAAGUGGGUUAUGAUGCUCUGAAUGGGGAAUAUGUUAACAUGGUGGAGAAAGGCAUCAUUGACCCUACCAAGGUUGUCAGGACAGCCCUGAUGGAUGCAGCUGGUGUUGCAUCCCUCCUAUCCACUGCAGAGGCGGUCAUCACAGAGCUGCCCAAGGAGGAGAAGGAAGGAGGCAUGCCAGGUGGCAUGGGUGGAGGCAUGUUCUAAACUUCUGCAGGAUAACAGAACCUAAAAGUAAUAUCGUAGAUGCCAGACUCACUGGCAGUGAAGAAGUUGUCAGGAACCUGCAAUGGCACACAGCCCCCCGCGCUGAACAUUCAGCUGUGUGCCCCUACAUUUAUUUCUUCUGCCUACUCCAAGACAGCGGAACACAGCCACCUUUUCAGACAAUUAGUCUUAAAAGCCCUGUUAUUUCCAAGGAGAAUGUUUACACAGUGUUGCCUGAACCAGUUGUAAUUUCAGUAAUAUAAAAGAUUGAAAACAAUAUGUGCUGUGUUUAUGUAUUGGGAUUUGUUGUAAAGUACUGGGUACUCCACCUUUAUGCACUCAGCCCACUGCAUGCUUCUGUUUGCUGUCUGUUGUCACAGUUGAUUUUCUAAACCUGUCUUGUACCCUUGCAACAGGAAAGAAGUUAGGGGUUAAAGAUUGCCCCGGUGGGCUGAAGUGCUUAUUUGGCUUUUCU